CGAUGUGUUGCCGAGCAACGGUAGAUUCAAGGGUGAGGAAAAAAAAAUAACCGGGCCGUUAUGGUAUAGACUUCACAGUUAUGGACCUUUUCCAGAGAAACCUGUGGAAGUAGGACUCAGGCAAUUCAUAAAUGCUUACUGGAUUCUUCUCUGUCAGCACAUCACAAGACUCCAGGAAAACGGGAUAGAGAGAAAGAGGCUUUGUAAAACCACCUCCUGUUUGGGCCAAGCAGCAAGAGGAGCAGAAAAGAGAGACAUAGAAACACCCUGCACCAUGAGCCAGAGAUGUGGCAGGUCCUCACCAGAGAGAAGUGAUUUAUAUAAAGAGCAGUCAAAAGCAGCAGAUGGCAAGUGUUUCUGUUUCAACGCACAGAGUGGGAACUCGAAAUAUUUUAAUCAACACAAAGACAAGCAGCACAAAAUAAGACGUCUGAAGACCAGAAAGGAAAGAUAUCAGAAGGCUGGAAAAGGCACCUCAAAAAACAAGGCACACCUCCGCGACUGUUUUUGCCAGAGCAGGAAAGACUUGACCUUUUUCCCAAACUGUUGUCAAUGUCGUCAUUUGCCAACAAGGAAAAAAACACCAAUUUCAAGUGCUCCUCUCGUUACACAGGAGCCAAGUAUUAUCACGGAUAGCCGUCUUACAGGACACCAUGGUCUCUUUAAUCAUGAGGUAAAGUCCAUUGACAUUGAACGCCUGCUAAGAAAGAACUGUUUACUUCAAAGAGAACAGAAUACAGAGGAGGUAAAGGAUUACUCCUCAAAUUUAUCUCCAACAACUUGCAGUCCUGUUCUGCUGUCCAGUGAUGGUUUGCUGGGUGCUAAUGUUGAAGGAUGUAUGGCAAGUAAAAAGAAAGUGAAUGCUACUACAAAAACUCACGAUGACUCCCAAGAUAUAGAAACGAUAAACCUUCAGUCCAGCAAUAAAGAGACAGUUGUAACACCAGGAGUCCUACAACUUCACUCCUCUAGUGAAAGUCGUAAAAGCCUUAACCAAUCUAAAGACAGCAUCCAAACAACCAAGACUAAAAGUACAGAUAAGUGUUUGUCUGGAAUGAACGAAGCCUUCUAUAGGAAACCUUUUGACAAUCGAGAUAAAAUCAAUACUUUAAACAGGACAGCAAAUGAGAUGAUUUGUGAUCAAAAGCAGCUUUAUAAGAACCAGGACACUCAGACUAGAGAGAAUGAUCUAAUAUUAAGUCCAUUUGGACAGGUUCCCUCCCUCUCUGACAAAGAUCCUGACCUUAUUUUAAAGACCACACAUGUAUUGGCUGCACGUUUGUCAGAGUCCCUACAUCUUCCAGUUUCAAUCAGGAGAAACCCGUUGUCAGAAAGCAAAGAGGUUUUGCUAAAAUCCCUGCAGGAGAGACAUGGACCGUGCCUACAAGAAAACCUAAAGGAGCUACAGAGAUCUCUGGGAUUUCUUAUAGAGCCUUCAAAGGCAACACUGGAGAAAGAAAAAGACGUGAUGGGAGAAGAUUACCUUUUCUCUACAGAUACAUCUUUGAAAACCACAGGAAGUGAAAAUUUUUGCAGGAAAUCCAGUUCACAGUCACGUCACAGUCUACAGCUGGUUGCUGAGGAGGUGGCAAACCCAGCUGAUUCCUUUGUCAACAUUCUGGAUGAAACCUUUAGACCUGAUUACUCUCCUCGAGUCUUCAUGGACUUUGAGCCUUCUGGGACCUCAGUAAAUGACUUGUUUACUCACUAUCAAAUAUUACCCAAAGGAGAAAAUGUCUCAAGGCCAGAGUGUUGGGAAGAAACCAAAUCUAAGACUCAAGAGUCAGCUAUGCACAAUUCAUUUCAAAGCCAAUUUUUGAACCAGUCUUGGAAGUCAAGACAGUGGAUUAGUGAGCAGCAGCCACAUCAUAGCAAAGUCCAGCAUUUCUUUCCAUACCAAGAUAGACAUUUAGCAGCUAUGCAACAAGAUGGACAUUUAGCAGAUACGCAACUUUUUCCCCAGGAACAGAACGAAUCUGAAACUGACAGAUUUUAUUCUGCGCCUGUCUACCAAUCCAAAAGUCACAGUCGCCCACAGAACAAUCUCUUGCAGACUUUUGGUCAGCUUUCGCCUUUUCACCCAAACUUCAGGUCCAAUCCUGCGGACAUGAUGGACUAUCCCCCAUCCCACAUGCUUGAAAAAAGUCUGGCUCCUCGUUCUUCAUCCUUACACAGCCCUGAGCACUGGUCUUUUCCUCCUAUGAGACUGUACUAAGAUGCUGUUGAUGUCUAGAUAGAUGACUGCCUGCAAAAAUUUCUCUUAAGAUUUAAUACCAUCAAGAUAAAGUGUGCCUGUUUGCUUAUUUGAAUCAUAUUAAAUGGAAAGUUUAUAUAGAUAUAGAUAUAUAUGUCAUCAUAAACAGUUUCUUUCAUUUUCAUAAAAGGCAACAACAAAUUAUGCAAGGUUUGCAUCUUUAAAGCAUGUUUUAUUAUGCCAAACACUGCAUAACAUAUAAAACAGCAAAAAAAAUACAGUUCUCUGUAGAGUGGGGGUUUUCUUUAUAAAAAAAAAAAAAAUGCUGUUUUGAAAGUUUCUUUACAUUUAUUUAUUUUUAUGUACAGAGGGCAGCAUUUAUUGAAAGUGUACAAAGUAAAAAUUAACUUUGAAAGACAGAUAUAAAUUGAUCAUCCAACAUUAAAUGCUAGUGGUGUUUUUUCUGGAAAAAAACAACAUAUUAGAGCUGAUAUCAAAAUGUAGUUUUUCUUUCAGUCAACACAGGAAAUCAUUUUAAGGUAAACAAAGAUUGUUUUCAUCUGACAGGAGUUUUUCUUUUUUGUUGUUGGUGGGAGGAAAGUCUUCGUCUGUCUCAUUGUGUUCUGUUUCCAGUGCACUGCCUGUUCUGAUUGCCCUGCGAAGCUGAUUCCAGAACAGCUCUUGGGCCUGUGAAGGAUUUGUGCAGUCAGAGCCAGGCCAUUGAAGAUAGGUCUUUUUUAACAUAACUUUUCUCAUGCGGUGAUAGGAUGACAUCUGUCUGUCAGAGAUCGGCUCCAGAAACACGAGCAGUAGAACGUCCCUGUGCUCAUCAAACAGCCUGUAACUUGCCAGCUGGAUUUCCAAUGAGCACCAUUCACUCCGUAGAAAGUUAUUGCUUACCACACAGAUAGUUUUCCUGCUGCUGUACACUGCAGUGACGAUGUUGUCCACAAUGUUACGACCCAACUCAAAGUCCCUGUGAUGCAGGCAGAGCUUAAAAGACGAUCCAUUUCCCUCCAAGUUGGGCAGCAACUGGUUCAUGACCCACUCUUCAUCAGAGAAAUUAUAGGAAAUAAAAGCAUCAUAUUUGCAUUUUUCCUCCUUCUCUCUGAGU
Messenger RNA from Cyprinodon tularosa, 3308 nucleotides. RefSeq lists its product as uncharacterized. Lineage: Eukaryota; Metazoa; Chordata; Actinopteri; Cyprinodontiformes; Cyprinodontidae. The record is from RefSeq and is a predicted model, not a curated record. Bases 275 to 2215 code for a protein of 646 amino acids. The transcript has 7 exons.